Messenger RNA from Tigriopus californicus, 3197 nucleotides. Its product is annotated as presequence protease, mitochondrial-like. Lineage: Eukaryota; Metazoa; Arthropoda; Copepoda; Harpacticoida; Harpacticidae. The record is from RefSeq and is a predicted model, not a curated record. Gene Ontology annotation, cellular component: mitochondrial matrix. Gene Ontology annotation, biological process: protein processing. The transcript has 4 exons. Bases 125 to 3103 code for a protein of 992 amino acids. Gene Ontology annotation, molecular function: metal ion binding.
AAUAAAUAAAUAAACAGUCAUCUUGCUCCAUCCUCAUUCCACCACAAUGCUGAUUGCGUUCUCGAGGAUAUGCUAGUUCGUUCUUCUCACCCAUCCCCUCUAACCCACCCAUCAUCAGUUCACCAUGUUACGCUCCGCUUUGAGGCGAAUCCCGGCUGCCCCGCCCACUCGGUCCAUCACCUCGCCCGCCGCCCUGGCCACCGUAGGUCAAGAAAUCGCCGGCUGGCGGGUCCACAACUACCGCUCCAUCCAGGAGUUCGAUCUAGGCGCCACGGAGUUGCGACACGCCUAUUGCGGCGCCAAAUUCCUCCAACUCAACCCGCUCCACCCUGGCCAAGAGGACAUCCACGCCUUCUCGGUCAAUUUCAAGACCACGCCCACCGAUUCCACGGGCAUCUCGCACAUCUUGGAGCAUGUCACGUUGUGCGGCUCGGCCCGGUUCCCGGUGCGCGAUCCGUUCUUCAAGAUGUUGAACCGCUCCUUGUCGACGUUCAUGAACGCCAUGACGGGUCCAGAUUACACGCUCUACCCGUUCUCCACGCAAAAUGAGAAGGACUUCUUCAAUCUGUUGUCGGUGUAUUUGGAUGCCGUGUUUCGGCCCAAUUUGAAGGAGCUAGAUUUCCGACAGGAAGGAUGGCGAUUGGAACACGAGAACCUGGAGGACCCCACCUCGCCCAUCGUGAUCAAAGGUGUUGUGUUCAACGAGAUGAAGGGCGUGUAUGCGGAUUCUCAGCAGUUGUUCAACCGUUACCUUUUGAAUACCACUCUGCCCAGUCACACCUAUGGGAACUGUUCCGGCGGUUUGCCAGAUCAGAUCCCGAGUUUGACUUGGGCCCAACUCAAAGAGUUUCAUCAACGUCAUUACAAUCCCCACAACACGCGAUUCCUGUCUUACGGGUCACUCCCGCUGGAAAAGCAGCUCCAAGCUCUAAACGAGUACUUGCCUCAAUCUCCCGAGACUGGAUAUCAAGUCCCCGAGGUCCCGAAAGAGCCGCGAUGGUCGAGUCCACGAGAGGCUCAUAUUCAUUGUGCGCCCGAUCCGACCGCCCCCGAAGCCUCGACUCUGGCCAUUUCCUAUCUGACUUGCGACAUCAACGACCAAUUCGACGUGUUUGUUUUGGGCAUUAUUGGCGAUCUCCUGAUGGACGGAGCUAAUUCUCCCUUUUAUAAGAGUCUCCUGGAGCCCGGAUUGGGCACCAGCUUCGCUCCUUGCACCGGUUACGAUAAUCACACCAAGGACACGGCGUUUACCGUCGGUCUGCAAGGGAUUGAUAUCGCCAAAAAGGACGAGAUCGUGACGGCGAUCAAGAGCACUUUCGAGCAAGUCAUUCAAGAUGGGUUCGAGCAGGAUCGGAUCGAUGCGAUUUUGCAUCGAACGGAAUUAGCAUUGAAGAACAAGAGCAACAGCUUUGGAUUGAAUCUGAUCAUGGGCUUGACGCCAUUGUGGAAUCAUACUGACGAGUGUCCAUUGGACGCUUUCGAGAUCAACAACAAGAUCGAGCGAUUCCAAUCAGAGAUGGAAACGAAUCCCAGGUUCUUGGAAGAUAAAGUGAAAGAGUACUUUAUUGACAACGCUCAUCAUGUAGUAUUGACCAUGUCGCCUAAAGAGACCUUUACCGAGGAGCAAGACAAUGUAUUGAACCAGAUUCAAGAUAGCUUGGUCCAAAAUCUGACCGAUCAAGAUCGCCGAAAUCUCUUGGACGCGGGUAAGAGGUUAGCCGAGGCUCAAAACGCUAAAGAGGAUAUCAACAGUUUACCUACACUAAAAGUCAGUGAUAUCAAGGGAGAAAAUCCUGGAUACAAAUUGGAGCAUCGUGAACUGAAUGGCGUGCCCGUUCAAUUAUCUCGGCAACCCACCAAUGAGGUGGCCUUCUUCCGUUCCCUGAUCAGUACACAGUCUCUGAGCACUGAUCUGUAUGAGGCUUUACCUCUGUUCACGAUGGUUCUAUCCUCUCUGGGGGCGGGGAAAUUUGAUUUCCGACGUUUAGACACGGAGAUCGAUCUCAGAACCGGCGGUUUGGGUUGUGAUUUCCACUUGUCCGAGAUGCCGGGUGAUUUGCAAGUGAUGAAAGAAGGCCUACUACUGAGUUCACAUUGCCUGGAGCGAAAUGUGGAUCGGAUGUUUGAGUUAUGGACAGAGAUCUUCAAUGGUUUGCAUUAUGAGAACCCGGAUCGUCUCAAAACCUUGAUCAACAUGUUCGCCACGGACACGAUGAAUCGCCUGGUUUAUAAAGGCCACGCCUACGCCAUGGGCAGUUCCGCCGCCACGAUUCAAGCCGGAACGAAACUUCGAGAUCAAUUCGGGGGACUCAAUCAUAUUCGUUUCCUCAACAAGUUGGCCCAGAAUGAAUCUCACGAUGAGAUUAUUGGGAAACUGAGGGCAAUUGGAACGGCUCUGCUGCGCAAAGACCACAUGCGAGUAGCCUUGAACACCGGUGAAGGCCAUUCCGACACGCUCAAAAAAUCUGUGGCCCAGUUUUUGGACGCGAUUCCCGGGCAAUUCCAGCGGUUUGAUCACACCAAUCAAAGUGAAUUCCAGCCCUCCAGUAAGAAAGAGUACAUUGCCACGCCCUUCCCCGUCCACUUUUGCUCGCAAUCCGUGCCAAUCGUUUCGUACUCCCACGAAGAUUUUGCCCCAUUGCGAAUCAUGGCCCGUCUCUUGUCUCUGAAGUUCCUUCACACCGAAAUUCGCGAAAAAGGCGGGGCAUAUGGUGGCGGGGCUGCACCCAAUGCCUCAGGUGUGUUCUCAUUCUACUCCUAUCGUGAUCCGAAUUCCACGAAAACGUUGGACACGUUCCAAAGAUCAAACGCAUGGAUCCAAGAGAAACAUUUCAUUCAACAAGACAUCGACGAAGCCAAAUUGGGCGUGUUUCAAAAGCUGGACGAACCCGUGGUACCGGGUUUACGGGGUAUGAGAGAGUUCCUAUCCGAUGUGAACGACCAGAUGUUCAAUGAGCAUCGAGAUCGACUCAAGAAAGUGACCAUUGAAGAUGUUCUCCGUGUAAGUCAGACAUAUUUGGCCGAUCCCAAGGUCCAAGGAACCACGGUUAUUGGCCCCGAACCCAAAGAUCUUGACCCUUCGUGGACCGUUCAUUCGCUGUAGAAUCCAUUCAUCCUGCCUUCAAGUAAAAGCUAACUAUUAUGUUCGAAAUGCAUUAAAGGUGAACGAGUUGUAAUAAUAUAAACUGGCUGCAUUA